AUGGAGUCGUCCAAGUUCUAUAGGAAAAAGGUCUGGUGGAACACUUACCGCAUGGUUCUCUACGACCCUGGGGAUGAGAUGUGCUGGAUUUCUGGCGUGAAACUACACGAUAAGUUCACCCAGUGCAUCCCAGUGGAUGAGGAUGAUGGAUUUUACUACCGCGAUUGGAACACAGUACAAGAUCCAAGGAUGGUAGCACCCAGGAUUCUUAGUCCAUCCACGACGCCGAAAGAGUUGGCCGGUUAUUACAUCCACUCCCGUUGCUGGGAGCUACUCUCGCAUCACGAACUGCGUACUGUUGCGGAGAGGGAUAUGAACACGUUGAGAUUGGCGCUUCGGACAAAAUACACUCAAACGGGCUAUCAGCCCAAGUGCUGGAAUCCUGAUGCAAGUCAGGAAGAUCCUGUGCGCACAAAACGCGUUUCGGACGCUAUCUCCUCGGCCUUAAAACAGGGACGCCGAAGAAAAACGACAAAGAAGAAGAAAAAAGGGAAACGCCAGCCUGCUCCUCAAAAGGCUCGAGUCGGGAGCUGCAACCUCCCGCUGGAACUGUUAUGUAUGAUUUUCGAUUAUCUUCCAUCUCAGACGGUGGCAUUUAUAGAGAAAGAGUUGGGCGUUUCUAUGGGUAACAUGUAUUGGCGAUCGAGAAUAUCAACCGAAUUCUUCUACGAGAUAGUGGGAGUUGACGAUGAGCGAAUUGAUUGGAAGCAGCUGUGCUUGAAACUAGAGAGACAACUCGCGACUUCCACAGCAUUGGUCAUACGGCGCUACUUGUUGGAAUGUAUGGAUGACAUCAUGGAGAUUGUGAGGAGGUCCAGAAGUUACACUAAGUGGGCGGGUCAGCAGUGCAAAGACAAGUAG
Messenger RNA from Aspergillus terreus NIH2624, 861 nucleotides. RefSeq lists its product as uncharacterized. Lineage: Eukaryota; Fungi; Ascomycota; Eurotiomycetes; Eurotiales; Aspergillaceae. The transcript has 3 exons. The coding region runs from base 1 to 861 and encodes 286 amino acids. The record is from RefSeq and is a predicted model, not a curated record.